Lachnellula hyalina is the source of this 912-nucleotide messenger RNA. RefSeq lists its product as uncharacterized. The transcript has 4 exons. The record is from RefSeq and is a predicted model, not a curated record. NCBI's taxonomy places the organism in Eukaryota, Fungi, Ascomycota, Leotiomycetes, Helotiales, Lachnaceae. The annotation marks the transcript as partial.
CCGUCUGCCACGGGUUUCCCCCAAAAUCCACACCCAACAAACCAUUCCGCAACCAUGACGAGCUUCAUCGCAAAGACCGUCGCAAAGAAGAUCUUGGGAGAGUCUGCUAAGAACAACUUCGGCCAAGAGGAUCCAUACUUCGAAACCGUUCCUGCGACUCGACUUGAUGGCAACCCUUCCAAAAAGACUAAGAAGAGACGCAAGGCCCUACCACCAGGAAUAUCAGAACAUGAUGGGAAGGUUCUUACCAAAGUCAAGCGAAGGGCAUAUCGUCUUGAUAUGAGUCUCUUUAACUGCUGUGGAAUAAGGUUCGGUUGGUCAAGUGUAAUCGGCAUAGUCCCAUUAAUUGGAGAUGCUCUCGAUUGCUUCAUGGCCAUGAUGGUCCUUCGCACAUGCCAGCAGGUAGAGGGAGGGCUUCCGAAAGACGUCCAAGCAAAAAUGAUGUUCAAUAUCAUAGUGGACUUUGGUAUCGGGCUCGUGCCUUUUCUGGGUGAUAUUGCUGACGCUCUAUUCCGCGCAAAUACCAAGAAUGCUGUCGUCCUAGAGAAAUUCCUUCGCCAGAAGGGUGCCAAGAACCUCAAGCAACAAGGCCUAGCGCAGAAUCUAUCUGACCCUACGGAUCCUGACGAAUUUGACCGGCAUUUGAGAGAAGAACUUGGCCCGCCUCCCCAAUACACAACUGCCCCGUCUUCGAGACAUGACAAUGGAAGUGUAAGGCCAACCCAAACGCAAGAGGCAACAGUCCCCGCAGAGAGUAGAGGAGGUUGGUUCAGCGGAUUUGGAAGUAAGAAGAGACAACCGGAUGUUGAACGGGGCCCAGAGUUGCGUAGACGUGAAGAUGACCCUCUGCCGCGCAUUCCAAAUGACGGAUCUCGCCUGGAGAGUAACACGGUUCAGAAAAGUCGACGCUGA